AUGCCGCGCGUAAAGCGAAAUGCUCGGGGGCCAAACGAGGGCGCCUGUGAUCGAUCGAUCAGUGCACUUGCUUGGCGGCGUCAGAUCCGCGCCAUCGGCCGACUGGUGCUGGACGGAGCCUCUCCGCUGAAAUUGAGCAGAGGUAGUGGUAAUGUGUCGGCCUUUUCGCCGCGAUUGUGCUGGUUAUGCUGGAUGUGCUGGAGGAUGAGCCCUAAAUCUGCCUGCUGCGAGGGCGCGGAUUGUGUGCCCACUCAACAGCAGAUGCUCCAGCAAGCCAUGCCGUUCCCGGAAGUCCACGACGUCGAUUGCACAGCAGGCGACUUUUGCAGCGGCUUGACGUGUGGAACACUGGAACCAAGGCGGAACGGCGCUAGCGACCUGGUUCCGCAUGGCAUUCACUUUAGGGCCGUUUUUUACCACCGGAGAACCUGGCUGCAUCCUUUCACCGGCGCGUGUCUGGGUUGCAACCACCGAGGAAUCAUGGACGGAAAGAACUCUUCUGGCCGCCGAAUUUCGCUCUUAAACGAUAAUCCGGAGCCUUCACUCCAGCCUGUUCGCCUACCCUCAUAUACUCCAUCCCUCCGGUCUCGAACCUCUAGCUACACGUCCUCACCAGUCGGAUCCCCGCCAACGCCUCAACUGGUGCGAAGUGACUCGUCAGAUUCGACCAGCAUGCAGUCGCCUUCGCCUAUUACGCCAGAUUUUAGCUUUGAAAGUCUUUCAGUCCAUAACAUGGCCUCUCCAGUCUUUGCGCAAGCAACCAUUUUUUCGCCUCAAAAAGCUAUGAAUUCGGCCUAUCCACCUUGUCCGCAGGCUUCGGGAUCCUUGCCUUACCAUGCCACCAACGUGCCCCAAACUGCUUACUUCAGACCGCAGCAGGAUGCCGAAAGCCGAACAACGUCAGCGUCAGCAAAUCCGCGAUCCAAGAAGAACAGCUACCCAUGUCCGAUGGCGAAGCAGUAUAAUUGCAACGACUACUUCACCACCUCAGGCCAUGCCGCCCGACAUGCGAAGAAGCACACCGGCAAGAAAGACGCCUUUUGUCCUGAAUGCAACAAGGCUUUCACCCGCAAGGACAACAUGGAGCAGCACCGCCGAACACACCAAAGCGGGCGCAAUGCAUCUAAGGGUGGUGAAGACCGCGCGAAGAAGGCUAAGCAGCCGGCGAAGCGACCCAAACCGGCCCCAAUCCAAUUCUCCGCCAUGCCAUCCCUCUCCUCGCUUUCUAUGGUGGACCCCGCUCUCCCCAUCAGCCCAUCAAACUCAAACUUCGCGAUUGCACCAGCUGUGCAGGCCGUCGAUUCCUUCAGCGCAGAAUACUCCCAGCGAUCGCUAUACCCUGACCCCGCCGCGUUCUCCAUGAAGCACAAUUAUUCUAUUGGGUCCUCGUAUGGUUUAGAUGCUCUAGCCAUUGCAGCAAGUGGUGAGAAGCGGAAGUUCGAGCAAUAA
Lindgomyces ingoldianus is the source of this 1449-nucleotide messenger RNA. RefSeq lists its product as uncharacterized. NCBI's taxonomy places the organism in Eukaryota, Fungi, Ascomycota, Dothideomycetes, Pleosporales, Lindgomycetaceae. Gene Ontology annotation, biological process: regulation of transcription by RNA polymerase II. The record is from RefSeq and is a predicted model, not a curated record. Gene Ontology annotation, cellular component: transcription regulator complex; PcG protein complex. The transcript has 4 exons. Gene Ontology annotation, molecular function: RNA polymerase II cis-regulatory region sequence-specific DNA binding; DNA-binding transcription factor activity, RNA polymerase II-specific. Bases 1 to 1449 code for a protein of 482 amino acids.